AUGGAAGCAUUCGUGACUGCACUCGAGAGUAAAGUCCUCGCCCGCGACGCCGAACGUGAAGAACGAAUGCAAGCUGUGAUUAACCUCUGUGAUCAAGAACAGGCAGAGAAAGACGAAGCCCACACAUCGGAGAUCCAAUGUUUGAAGACUGGCCUUGUAUCCAUGAACGAACAGGUCAAUGUCAAGAAGGUUCAUCAGCCGGGGAUAUCCAAGUCAUCCUUAGUUCGCUUAGUCGAGGGGUCUUAA
Messenger RNA from Sphaeroforma arctica JP610, 246 nucleotides. RefSeq lists its product as hypothetical. Bases 1 to 246 code for a protein of 81 amino acids. The transcript has 2 exons. The record is from RefSeq and is a predicted model, not a curated record. Lineage: Eukaryota; Ichthyosporea; Ichthyophonida.